GGUGCGAGCAGGUUUCCUACGGCGGCUCUGGCUCGGCUGGGGCGAACAAGUGGCCCCUGUAAUUAGAAGGCUGCCCUCCUCCCGUUUUCCCCCCCACCUCCGCCGCCUCGCCCUGCCCGGCCCGCCCGCCUGCCUUUCCUUUGCCUCGCGUUUGAGCUUGGCUUUGGCGGCGGUGCUGCCGGCGGCUUUCGAAGGCAAUCUCCUCCGGUCCCUCGACGACUUCGGCCGGCCGAGCCGGCGGCAGCGGCGGCGGUCGUAGCGCUUGGCUUCUGCUCUGUGUGUGCGUGUAUGCGUGAGCGUGGGAGAGGGAGCGCCUCGACCAUUGUGCCGUCGCGGCUACUUGCGUGCGCGCGCGCUUGGCCGCCCGAGGAACUGAGUGCUCGCGGCGCGACUCGCCGCGUCAAGUGCGCGUUCGCGUGUCUCCUGCUUCGAGACGACGAAGAAGUCGUCGAGUGUCGGUGGCGGCGGCAUGUGGCCGGUGUCUUUAUCGCGACGUCUUUCGGACAACUCGGUCGGGAUGUCAAAGGGACAGACUGCUUCGAACAAGGCGACGACGGCGGCGUUGGACGUGGAACAGCGACAACGACGCGCCUUUCACGUCCCUUGAUUUACGAGAGCGAGAGAACGAAGAGUGGGGAACCCCCGGAGGAAAGCGAAGCAGCCCAGGUUGAGGCGUGCCGUCUCGGUGUAUCGACUGCCGCAUCAGCUGUUUCGGAGUGUUUGUCCGGUCGUAUCGGAUUACCGCGCCCUGCAAGGCGUAUGUUUCGUCGGUGUGUCCAGUUCACGUGUUACCGUUUUGGAGUUUCAUCGUGACAACACUGUUGCUUUCUCCGUCUCCUGCUUUGUUGCUUUUCUUUUUAAUUCUUUUUUUUUCUCGCAUCAAUUACUGUUUGCUCGGCGAUGACCAGCAACACCCGUGUUUCGCGUUCUCCCGCCGAGACGUGCACCGUGACCACUGCUGCCGAUUGCUGUUUGUUCGCGUCACAUGAACUUCACCUCCUGGAGAAGGAUUACUACUUCGUGCUCUGAAAACAGUGUAUACUUCUCUGUUCUGACACCGUCUUCCCUUUUGAACGCCGUCUUCUCCGUUCUGACCGUCCAGGUAUAAUUGUUAUCUUCGUGUGUGCGCGCUUCUUCGAGUUCAGCGCGCUGAUCUGCGGUUGUUUCGACAAGGCCGCGUGCGGCGUGCCGACCGAGAGACGCCAUGUCGACGACGGUCAUGGGUCGGCAGACGACAGUCGCCGGUACUGUCCCGGCCAGCAAGGUUCUGGUGUGUCGCCAGUGGUGGAAAGUGUGCUGGGUGUACGGCGACCAGUACAAGCAGUACCGGGAAUUGUACGGCCGGAAGACGACUACCACAGUGCGCAUGCAGCAGGAGACGAAAGUAUGCCGCAACUGCAAGUGUCCCCGGGAGGAUCACCAGGACGGCCCGAUGGCCGCCAACCAGGCCGAGGUGGACCGGCUGCUGCAGAAGGCGUCGUCGCCAGCGUACUCGACGUCGCCACCCCCGCCGCACCAGCAGUCCCAGCCGCACCAUCACCUCCAGCAGGCCUCUCCGGCCGCGGGGCCCAACCCGAACCCCGGGACCACCGAGGCCGUCCAGCGACAGUCGCAUUCGGAUGACGACAGCGGCUGCGCGCUAGAGGAGUACACCUGGGUGCCGCCGGGACUCAAGCCCGAACAGGUGCACCUGUACUUCUCUUCGCUGCCGGAGGACAAGGUUCCGUACGUGAACAGCGUGGGCGAGAAGUACCGCAUCCGGCAGCUUCUGCACCAGCUGCCGCCGCACGACUCGGAGGUGCGCUACUGCAACGGCCUCUGCGAGGAAGAACGCCGCGAACUGCGCCUCUUCUCGAGCCAGCGCAAGCGCGAGGCCCUCGGCAGGGGAUCCGUCCGGCAGCUACCCGUCAACGCGGCCAGCCUGCCGCCCAUCGUGUGCCAGAACUGCGAGGAGCCCUUGUCGGCGGGUGACAUGUGCGUGCUGGCAUCGCGCGCGGGUCCCGACUGCGGCUGGCACCCGGGCUGCUUCACGUGCUGCACCUGCGGCGAGCUGCUCGUCGACCUCAUCUACUUCCACCGCGAGGGAAAGCUCUACUGCGGCCGACACCACGCCGAGAGCCUGAAGCCGCGCUGCACCGCCUGCGAUGAGAUAAUCUUCGCGGACGAGUGCACGGAGGCGGAGGGCCAGGCUUGGCACAUGCGCCACUUCUGCUGCUUCGAGUGCGACCGCCAGCUGGGCGGCCAGCGGUACAUCAUGCGCGACGGGCGGCCCUACUGCCUGCGCUGCUUCGACGCCAUGUUCGCCGAGUUCUGCGACACGUGCGGCGAGCCCGUGGGCGUCGACCAGGGCCAGAUGUCGCACGAGGGCCAGCACUGGCACGCCACAGAGGCCUGCUUCCGCUGCGCCACCUGCCGGCAGUCGCUGCUCGGCCGGCCAUUCCUGCCGCGCAAGGGGCUCAUCUACUGCUCCCUCCAGUGUAGCAAGGGCGAUUCGAAGUCGUCUUCUCAGAAGGGCAACGGCUCGCCGUCUUCGAGCAAGGGCCUCGUACAAACCACCGCGCCGACCACGACCGCUUCCAACUCCCCGAGCCGCCACAGCACGAUACGGCAGAGCCCGCUGCUCCUGCGGAAGCAGCCGCCGUCACUCGAGCUCGACGAUCCGGUGGAGGAGUGUCCCCCGCCACCCCCUCUCCCGACCUCGGGUCCGCCUCGCGAAGACGAAGGUGACGUCUCCUACGUGGCCGACUCGACGAGCUUCCAGAGGUACUCCGACUCGGCCUCCUCCUCCCAGGGACACUCGGACACCACGGCCACGGUUCGCUCCGACUCGCCACAUUCCGCGACGCGCUCCGACACGCCCGAGUCCCAGGGCUCUCGCCACAGCUCCCAGCAUCAUCAGCCGCAGACACCGCCCAAGCCGCGACCGUGUUCGCCAGCGGGAAGCCUGAAAGGAACCGCUGGCCUGCCCACCAUCCCGCCGUCUGCGGGCAUCCUCAAGAAGUCGGCGAGCCUGGCGUCCGAGUCUCCUCUAGGACGCAUGAAACACUUCCCGGCGUCGCCGUCUCUGACGCCCACGGCGGUGCGACACCCCGGUUUUUCUUCGCCGAACUCUCCCGGGAACGUGCGGAGGCUGUUGUCACCGGCGUCAUCGUCCGCGCUUCAGAUAUCGGGGCACCACUCCCCGGCCUCUCCGUACAGCCUCGGAGCUCCGGCGACGCCGCCCAAGCCGCUGCUCUCACCCAACGUGAGCGGCCGAACCCUCUCGGCGUCCUCUCCGCGCGGAGGCAUUUCCGCUUCGUCAUCCAUCUACGGCGCGCGGCAAAAGACCGUGCUCUCCCAGUCGAUGUCGCAGUCUCCCGACAGCCCCAGGGUGAGGCAGCGGUUUCAGGGGACGAGCCCGUCUCUAUCCGGUUCCCACGCGGCGGGCCUUUCCACGAGCCAGUGCGGGCGGUUCCCGCCCGGAAUCCCGCCCAUGUCGCCGAUGCCUUCGCCGACGCAGAUGGUUCGAGGGAUCCUAGGCCAGGGAGACAGCCCGCGUUGCCAUCCGCAGCAGCAUGCCACGCCCGACCGGCAAGUGGCGUGCCGUCCCCAGGGCUCUGUUGCGGCGACGUCGUCCUCGCCCGGUGACGCCCUGCUCACGCCUACCUGCGGUCGACGCCGCGAACCCCUCAACGUGUCCGACCUCCGGCUCGGGGCCUUGCUGGCCAGUUCCGAGGUAUUCGUCGAGGUAGUCGAGGAGAUCCAGAACGGACCGUUCAGCAAGACCAGCAGCCAUCACCACCACCGCCUCUCGGGGUCCCACUUUUCCAUGCCGGACCUUUCCGUGGGCCACGCGGCGUACACCAGCAGUCAGCACCACGUCGAGCAACAGCAGCAGUCUUCCUCCUUCGGCGUGCAGGACGACGACGACGGCGACAUCAGCGGCGCCUGCUACGCUCCAGAAUCACCGGGCGCCGUGGCGGGCAGCGCGCCGACGUCGCACCCGACGACGCCCAAGGCGCUGUCGGUGCACUUCGACCCAAGCCUGGGACAGGCGGAGAGCGACAACGACGCCGCUUGCAGCAGCGGCCGCCGCGGAGGUUCGCGUUCGUCGCGGCGAUCCCGGCGGCACCGGCGUGACGACUCGAGCUCCAGCGAGGGCGGGUACGAGGACGAGCAAGAGGCGGCGUCGUCGUCGUCCUCGAGGAUCACGGUCCACUCGCAGCCCAAGUCGCAGCGGUCGAGGCGGGGCAAGGACGGCGCCGCCAGGUCCCGCAGCGCGUCCGAAGGAGCGGUGUCGUCCCGGCGGGAGCGACCCCAGUGUAGCCGGAGGGCGCCCGCCGAGCUUCCGCUCGAGUACGACGACGCGUGCAGCACGUGCUCCAGCUCGAGUUCGGACGACUUCCCGUACGAAUUGCCCCAGCGGCGAGCCUACGGCGGCGUGCGGAUAUCGUACGUAAGCAGUGACGCCCUUGCGGUGGCCAAGCAACGUACCAGGACUCGCUCUGCUGACAAGAAAAGCGCCGCCGACAAGAACUGCAUCAUUUCAUGAGGCACGAGUGCGUGUGUGUGUGUGUGUGUGUGUGUGUGUGUGUCUUAGCAUGUGUUUGAAUUUCUUGCUUUCGUUCAUAAAGUGGCACGAGUAUAUUUCGUGGUCAGUGCAAAGCCAAGCUUGUUGAACGACAUGCUUCUAAGUAAUCUUUCAGAGGUGCAAAAUGAAAGAGCAUGCUAGCCACUUUGCUCAUUGAAACAUUCCCUUACUGUAAUUGGAGGUUUUACGGUGGCACAGCGUGCAGUUUAAUGCAUAUUGCUAUAACAUUGCAUUGUCUCCAGAUGUUAAUUAUUUUAUGGCAUGCUCCUCUUUUAAGGCUGCAGUGGCACUUUGCCCUCUACACUUGACACAAAAAUUAAUUAUGACCAUGUUAAUUUUGUGGCUUUAAUUAAUUACAAUGUAAAUCACAGCUUGUUAAUUCACUGUUCAUGAAGCACUAUUUUAACACUGAAGCUACUGGCUUUGUGGUAGCCUCGUGCAUGCAUUUGUCUUCAUUGCAGUAUUAGAGACAUGAACAAUACACCAUGCAAUUAAAGAACAAAGUGCGGGUAUUCAGCCUAUGUCAUGUGUCAGCCUUUGUAUUGUUAUCGUGUUGUGUGUUGUGCAGAUGAUUAUCUGAGUUGCUUUUGUCUCACGUGUUUAUGUGUGCAGUAUACAUGUAUUGAAUACUCCUGCUGACUUACGCAGAUUCAGAAUGCAUGUGUAUGUUAGGUCAUUGUAAGUAAUCACACCUUUGAAGAAUAUGUUGCACUGAUCGUGAGAUAUGCAGACCUGUACAGACAAGUUUUAGAGUGUGGCUGCACGUUGUCUUCAUGCAUACUGCUGAGGUUAAGAGCAUUACUUUUUACUAAAUAUAUCAACGGACAACGCAGAGAUUUAUGCAUUUGUAAAAUAGCCUGAUGCAAUGUAACAGUGUUGCCUUUUGUGGCAAGCUGCAGCCGUGAUCACCAAAUCCGAAGUUUCUGGUGCGACAGCACAUAGGCCAAUAACUUGUGCUAACCAGGAGCAGCAGCCACGUGGAGAUGCAAUGGGCUUUCACCUCGAACUAAAAUGAUGCUACACGUUCCAAGUUAGAGCUUGCUACAAGAGUCCUUCUGGAAAUGUUUCAAAAGUGUGAUAUAAAACGGCCCCUGCAAUGCCCAUUCCUGGUAUCCCAGUUUGCGUCAGGACUGUGCGCAAGUAGAACACUGAGUAUGAAAGUUACCUGUGGCAUGUUUGCUUGAUUGAGAAGGCAAAGUACGAUCGCAGGUGAACUAGAGAAAAAGGAAUAAAAAGUGCAGCAUGGUUACAUACAACUGGUGAAGUAUCGUGGGUAUCACAUCUGCAGCACCAGCCAUGACAGACCAUGCUUGCAGAAACGAAAGGAGGGGGAAAAGCGGCUUCAUCAGGGUGAAGAACUGUAGAGCCUUGUUAGGAUGAUGAAAACUGCUGUAAGGUUAGACUGCUUUGGUAAGCGCACCUUUGACGUGAACCGCAAUAUUUAUGAUGGGUCUAGAUGAUCACGGGGAGCAGGGUCGGGCAACAAGACACAGCUAAAGUGCCAGUAUAAGCUGUGUCAUAGACACACCCGCACUGCCUUAGGUAACCCUCUCUCUGUGUUGCUGAAUGUGAGGUAUUCACUCUCAACUUUCAUAGGCUUUGCUAAAUGUUCUGUUCAAUUGUUACCACAUGCCUUAUGCGUCUCAGUGCCAGGCUACAAUGUUUGGGAGCUGGACAAUAGAUUUCGCGUUCUAUGAACAGGCCAUGAUAAAUUAUAUAUGGCAUAGUUGAGAUAUUAGAGAAAAGUUUGGCUUGUGAAAGUUCAUAGAUUGCCCUUCUGUGGGCCAGUACUUGACCAAGGCAGGUACUGAGAGAAUGGCAUCCUGAGGUCUAACUUAUAGCAAUAGCUGGAAAGGUCAUACUUAUCGCAAAGCGCUCUUGGUGAACCGAGUUGGUAUAAUGUUGCAACUCGUUUCAUUCAAUUCGAGUUUCUUCUUGUUGUCCAACAUUCACAAACAGCCAAUCCUGGUAAUGUGGGUGGAGCACUGCUCAGACGAUUGACAAGGUGCAAAAAGAAAGAAUUGGAAGAGAAUCGUUACAUUUUCCCGACCCAGACUCCAUCAGCAAGAGAAUAAAGUAGACAUAGGUACUGAGCAUUGAACUUAAGUCUUCUACCCCAACACUUGACAGUUUCCAGGGAACUUUGGUAGCAAACCUUGGCUCACCUUCGGCAAGGAAGGUGAUGUAUCAGGGUUCAGAGCAUACGCAUGUUAGACGACACCCUAUGCGACUGAUAAUGUGCAUUAUGGUGCAUAAUAUCAGUGUAGGAAAACAGAAGUGGUAGAGUAUAGACACAGUAAUGUAACAUAAUGCAUUUCUGCCUAAUGGGCUACAGUCACCAAGAAAGUGGAUGACUGAAAACUAGACUGAUCGAGGGAAGCCUGUGUUGCUUCCCCCUCCCCCCUCCUCCAAAAAAACCAUUUAGUGUUUUUCAGAAGCUUCAUUGCUAUAACAAUUUUACCAGAGUAUGUGAACACUCAGUGCAGUUUCAUUUUCUCUGUGUAAAAGAUGGAAGAAUAGGAAGAUUGCUUCGCCACUUGGGGCUUGUCCUGUGAGAUCGCUUUAUGUGAGUACUCUGUCUAUUGCAACAUUAAAUCUGUACCUGACUUGAGACGUUACCCUUUAGUGUUCAUUUUCUCCCAUCGAAUUAACAUUACUGCUGCGCUGGCACUCGGAUAAACCGAAUACUCAGACCGGAAGCUGUUAUGUAAAGGGUGGAGACUUUGCAGGACAUGUCAGGAUAAUUCCAGAAACAAAGCCAUUCAUUACUCAGUUCAAGUUGAGAACAGUUUGACUCACAAUAAUUGAAGCUCUUAGGGGAUGCAGAUUUUUGAUUGUCUAAUGGUUUAAUUGUUAUUAGCCCCAAAAUGGGGCUAAUAACAAUUAUGCGCUAGUGUACGAACAGAUGUGCCCACCACAAAACAACGUACAAGAGUGAGCAACUGGUCCAUUUCUGGGUUUCAUCCGCCUAAUAUCAAAGCUGCAAACAUGCAGUCGAGCUAGUGGCAUGUAUUCACAGCAUGCCUACGGACAUACACAGAAGCUUGAAUAUAAAACAUGGGCAUACAUCAAGCACUGAUGCCGCUACCUGAAUAUCCCCUAAUCAGCACUUUUUUGGCUGCAUUGCUUUGCUUUGGAAAUCUAGGAACUUUGAAGUAACCAAAAGGUUUGUUUGAAUUAAGAAGUUUCGAAGAAUACUGCAAGCACUCUGGGCCAAAUGAAAAACCGGCACUUUGAGUUAACUCAACCCAGUUUGAAUUAUUGCGAGUCGAUCAUACACUGCCUAGAGUGUUCUACUCCCUUUGUCCGCAGCGCAUGGCUGCACAGGUGGUACAAUUUUUCUGUAUUGCACCCCCUCCUAAAAAAAGCUUUAUUUUUUUCAGAAACAAGGAAACUUUUCAAACCAUUAUGCAGUGAAUCAUAAGCAUUCUGCUUCUCGUUAACUACAAGUUGUGUGCUAACGCAUUGAAGAUCAGGGAGCUCGUAUGUACCCAGUUUUAGUAUGGUGCAGGAGGGAUGACGGCCUCCUGUGGCACCAUGACAUCAUUGCCAAAGCAAGUGUUUUGUUUUGUAUAGUGUACAUGAAUAACCCCAGCGUAGGGGGCCAUGAACUCUCUGGCAUUUAGUUAUUUUCGUGUCUACAGCUCCGUGUCUCUGCGUCUCUGCAAGGUCAGCAACCAAACUGGACAAGAGCUGUGUGUGUGCGCGUCAUCAGUGAACCAUAGAUAUAUGGUUUUAUACAAAGUAAUAAAUCAAAUCACUUCUUUC
Messenger RNA from Dermacentor andersoni, 8338 nucleotides. RefSeq lists its product as uncharacterized. Lineage: Eukaryota; Metazoa; Arthropoda; Arachnida; Ixodida; Ixodidae. Gene Ontology annotation, molecular function: zinc ion binding. The record is from RefSeq and is a predicted model, not a curated record.